Vigna unguiculata (cowpea) is the source of this 2898-nucleotide messenger RNA. Its product is annotated as Protein phosphatase 2C family protein. The record is from RefSeq and is a predicted model, not a curated record. NCBI's taxonomy places the organism in Eukaryota, Viridiplantae, Streptophyta, Magnoliopsida, Fabales, Fabaceae. Gene Ontology annotation, cellular component: chloroplast. Gene Ontology annotation, molecular function: protein serine/threonine phosphatase activity. Gene Ontology annotation, biological process: protein dephosphorylation.
GAUUUUUGGAAGGUAAUACACUGCAUAAUCAUCAAAUGAAUGGCUCUUCCUCUGUUUCUGUCUGUAAUCUGUUGUUGUCCACAUGUCCUUCCUUUGCUCCACCCUCCUCCUCACUCUCUUCAACCAACCCGCCAUGCAAAUCAUGCUUUGAUACAAAUUUCAAAAACAAUUAAUCAAAUUUGAGAAGAAAAAGAAAAAAAAAAAGUGAACUUCAUGAAAUGGCUCAUCUCCUCCCCAGAAGCUUCCAUUGUCUCUGGUUACCAUGCUGCAAUCUUCCACCAAAAUCUUCUGAAAGGCUUCGAAUUUAUGCUCCAAUUCCACUUCCCAAACCUUGGAUGAGCUUCACGCACCAUACCCACAUGCUUCCCAAUGCCACUUCUUCCCCAAACUCUGAUCCUGACGAUUUUGAUAUUCUCUCUUCCACUGAACAUUCCAAUGGUACUUUUCUGUUCCAGUUCGCCACUGCUAGCGAGAUCAGACAAAAAUUAGAUGAAUUGAACAAAAAGAAAAAAGCAGAUGAAUUGAACAAAAAGAAAAAAUCAAUUGCAUUGAACAAAAAGAAAAAACUAGAUACAUUGAACAAAAAAAAGCUUGCUUCCGAGGUUGUUGUGGAAGAAAGCAAAGCUGGUGUUCGAGCUUUGGUGAGUGAGAGUGUUGAGGAAUUGAACACUGGUGUUUAUCAUCCAUCAGGGGAUGAAAUUGAGUCUUCUUCAACUGUAGUAGUUAGUGUUGCUGAUCAACAAUCUCUGCUUCCCGUGAAGGAAAAGGAGAGUGUCGUUCUUAAUAGUGAUUCUGGGAAUCCGGUGAUCAAUGACAGGCAUGUCAAGUUGGAGGAUGGUGAUGGUAGUAAUCAAGGAGUUUUAAGUGAAGAUAUUGGUACUGAGUGUAAUGGUUUCCUGAGUGCGUCUGAAGAGGAUUCGAAACUUGAUACUCAUCAAGAAGCUGUAGUUUCAUCUGUUGCUCCAGAGUCUGAUGCGGUCUCUGAUCUGAAGAGUGGCGUUUCUGUAGAAGUUGAAGAGGACGAAGCUGGCAAGGGUUAUGGUGUAGAUGGAGUGACAAAUAACUUGGCUACAGCGGUGGAUGCUGAGUUAAGUGAACUGGUGCAAGAAUCCACUUCUUUAGAGUCUGAACAAGUUGGUUACAGUGCAACAGACAACUCGACUGUCAUUGUUGCUGCUGAAAUCAGUGAAUUGGUGCCAGAAUCCAUCUCUUUAGAAUCUGACUCUGAACAAGUUGGUUAUACUGCAACAAACAACCCAACUGCUUCUGUUGCUGCUGAGGCAAGUGAACUUUUGCCAGAAUCCAGUUCCUUAGAGUCUGAGCAAGUUGAUUAUAGUGCAUCAAGCAACCUGAUUGGUGAUGAAGAUACUGAUGCAAGUGAAGUGGUGCCAGAAUCCACUUAUUUAGAGUCUGAACAAGUUGAUCAUAGUGCUAUAAACAACCCGACUGCUGCUGUUGGUACUGGCUUAAGUGAAUUAGUCCAAGAAUCCACUUCUUUAGAGUCUGAACAAGCUGGUUAUAGUGAAACAAAAAACCUGAAUGCCGUUGUUGAUGCUGACAAAAGUGAAUUGUUGCCACAAGACUCUUUUUUAGGGUCCGAACAAGCUGGUUAUACUGAAACAAACAACCUGACUGGUGGUGUUGAUGCCGACUUAAGUGAAUUGAUGCCAGUAUCCACUUCUUUAGAGUCUGAACCACUUGCUAAUGGUGAAGAAACAACACAACUCAUUGUAGAUGACUUAAUUGAUGCAAGUAAAACCGGAAAGUCAGAAUUGUCACGUGAUGAGGUUCCGUCCUCAGAUUUGGAAAACAUCACAGAUAUUGACAAUACCGAAAGAAGUGAUUAUGAAAGCACACCACAGCUUACUAUACCACAGAUACAUUCAAUUGAGGUGGCUAGUCAUCGGACGGAUUCUUCAAAAACGGAGCUAUGCCUAGUUUCUGGUGGCGCUUGCUUGCCUCAUCCCUCAAAGGCAUUGACAGGUCGGGAGGAUGCUUAUUUCAUUUCUCAACAAAACUGGCUAGCUGUUGCUGAUGGAGUUGGUCUGGGGUCUCUUGAAGAUAACUAUGCAGGAAAUGCUGGACUCUAUAUCAGGGAACUCAUUGAAAAUUGUGAAAAUAUGGUGUCAAAUUGUGAAAACAUUUCAACGAUAAAACCUGCAGAAGUUAUCACCAGAGGUGCUGCUGAAACGCAAACUCCAGGAUCAUCUGCUGUUUUGGUUGCUCAUUUUGAUGGACAGGUGCUUCAUGCAGCCAAUGUUGGGAACACCGGAUUUAUCAUUAUAAGAGAUGGUUUCAUCUUCAAAAAAUCAACUCCAAUGUUUCAUGAAUUCAACUUUCCAUUACACGUAGUUACAGGACAUGAUCCCUCACCACUCAUUGAGCAUUACACAAUCGAUCUACACGAUGGUGAUGUGAUAGUUACUGCCACGAAUGGCCUCUUCGACAAUCUUUAUGAGCAAGAAAUUGCAUCUAUUAUAUCAAAAUCACUACAAGCUAGCUUGACACUUCAGGAAAUAGCAGAAUUAUUGGUCGUGAGGGCACAAGAUGUUGGAAGAUCAACAUCCAUAAGAAGUCCUUUUUCUGAUGAAGCGCAGGCUCUGGGUUAUGUAGGAUACGUUGGUGGCAAGCUUGACGAUGUAACCGUUAUAGUUUCAUUAGUUCAACCUAGAUAGCUUUUGUCAUAUUAUAUGUUCCAUUUGUAUAUACAAACCAAUAGAUACGUGAAUUUAUCAUGACACUGAAGGAUGGUAACUCUUUCUCAUGAUUUCUCCUCUUAUUUGGGAUCAGUUGGAUCCUCCAGUGUAGGACAAAAACAUUUUAUUCUGUAAGAUACUUUUCAGUCAUCUUUAUUCUUAUGGACAGUGAUAAAAUGAACAUAAAGUAUGAAAUAUGCAA